GGAGGAGCCAGUUCCCCCACUGCAGCAUCCGAAGAGCGGGGAUCUCUCUUUCACAAACACAACUGAACAUCCUCCUUACUGCAGUCAAAUCCCCUCUGGACCGAGUGUGUGCCCCCCCGCUAGGAAUCCUCAGUGUCUAAAUCAACCAGUGUAUUGUCCGUCUCUGGUGAAUCUCAAGCCAAAAUGUCUUCUAAGCUACCUUCAGGCAAACCCACGUCCCCUUUCAGGAAGAGAGGCAGCCUGCAGUACACAGCCAGUGGAGUAGAUCUCCGUGUUGGCCGACACCUCCUCACAUCCCAGUAUUCUUUGCCUGGCAACCCUGUAACCAAGCACAGCCACAUUGACCUGCGCACAUCCAUGGAUGGCAAAUACAAAGAGAUUGCAGAGGAGCUGUUCUCCCGCAGCCUGGCGGAGAGUGAGAUGCGGAGCGCUCCAUAUGAGUUCCCUGAGGACAGCCCUAUUGAGCAGCUGGAGGAGAGGCGGCACCGACUGGAGCGACAAAUCAGCCAGGAUAUCAAGUUUGAGCCUGAUAUCCUGCUGCGAGCCAAACAGGACUUCAUGAAAACUGACAGUGCGACAGAUCUGGAGUAUAUGAAAGAACAAAACCAGGCUCCCAAAGAACCCUAUCCCGAGAGAGAACUCGUCCCUGAGAGGGAGUAUCAGAGAGUCGCCAUCUCUGGAGAGGAGAAAUGUGGGGUUCCAUUCACUGACCUACUGGAUGCUGCUAAAUGUGUGGUGAAAGCUCUGUUCAUCAGAGAGAAGUACGUCUCUCUGUCCAUGCAGAGCUUCUGCAGGACCACAGCACAUUACCUGCAGGAGGAGCUAGGUGACCGACCUCUGGACCUCGACACCUUCGAGGAGAUGCCGGAGUCCUCUGUAUCUGCAGAUGCGACGGUCCACCCACCGGUGUCAGAAACCCACCCCUAUGAGGUGCUAGACCCUGCCAGCAUGCCCCCAGGUUUGGGCUACACUUGCAAGAUGGUGGAUGGUGUUGUUCAUGUGUACACGCAGAAUUCCUCAGAGCUAGACUUGCCGUACCCAGACCUGCAGGAAUACAUCGCUGAUAUGAACAUGAUGAUGGCGCUCAUCAUUAACGGGCCAGUGAAAUCUUUCUGCUAUCGCCGGCUGCAAUACCUCAGCUCCAAGUUCCAGAUGCACAUUCUCUUAAACGAGAUGAAAGAGUUGGCAGCACAGAAGAAAGUCCCUCACCGUGAUUUCUACAACAUCAGGAAGGUGGACACACACAUCCAUGCCUCAUCCUGUAUGAACCAGAAGCACCUGCUGCGCUUCAUUAAAAGAGCCAUGAAGAAAUAUCCCGGUGAAAUCGUCCAUGUAGAACAAGGCCGAGGACAGACUCUAUCAGAGGUGUUUGAGAGCAUGAACCUGACGGCCUUUGACCUCAGCGUAGACACUCUGGAUAUGCAUGCGGACCGUAACACGUUUCACCGCUUUGAUAAAUUCAACUCCAAAUACAACCCCAUUGGAGAGUCCAUCCUCCGAGAAAUCUUUAUCAAGACUGACAACCAUGUUGAGGGGAAAUACUUCGGGCACAUGAUCAAGGAGGUGAUGGCGGACCUGGAGGAGAGCAAAUAUCAGAAUGUGGAGCUGCGGCUCUCCAUCUACGGCCGCUCACGAGAUGAAUGGGAUAAACUGGCUCAGUGGGCUGUCAAACACAAAGUUUAUUCAGAUAACGUGCGCUGGCUGGUGCAGGUGCCCCGGUUAUUUGAUGUGUACCACACCAAAAAGCAGCUAUCUAACUUCCAGGAGAUGCUAGAGAACAUCUUUAUGCCUCUGUUUGAAGUCACAGUCAAUCCCAGCAGCCACCCACAGCUACAUCUCUUUCUGCAACAUGUUGUGGGAUUUGAUAGUGUGGAUGAUGAGUCCAAACCUGAGCAUCACAUUUUUAACCUGGACAGUCCAAAACCUGUGAACUGGAUGGUUGAAGACAAUCCUCCAUACUCAUAUUAUCUGUACUACAUGUAUGCAAAUAUGACUGUACUCAACCACCUGCGCAGGCAAAGAAACUUGAAUUCGUUUGUAUUGCGUCCCCACUGUGGAGAGGCAGGGCCUAUUCACCACCUUGUGUCAGGAUUUAUGCUGUCAGAAAAUAUUUCCCAUGGCCUGCUUCUGAGAAAAGCUCCUGUACUGCAGUAUCUGUAUUACCUGGCUCAGAUCGGCAUUGCCAUGUCCCCACUCAGCAACAACAGCCUUUUCCUCAGUUACCAUCGGAAUCCUCUGCCUGAGUACCUGUCUAGAGGCCUCAUGGUGUCUUUGUCCACUGAUGACCCACUGCAGUUCCACUUCACAAAGGAGCCGCUGAUGGAGGAGUACAGCAUCGCUGCUCAGGUGUGGAAGCUGAGCUCAUGUGACAUGUGUGAGCUGGCCCGAAACAGUGUCCUCAUGAGUGGAUUUUCUCACCAGGUGAAAAGCUAUUGGCUGGGGCCACAUUAUCUCAAAGAGGGGCAGGAGGGCAACGACAUCAGACGCACUAAUGUUCCAGACAUCCGAGUGGCAUACCGCUUUGAGACGCUGUGCGAGGAGUUGAAUCUGAUCACCCAGGCCGUGCGGUCAGAGGAGCUGGAGACGGUUGAAGAGCAGGGCUCCCUGAGCAUGGAUGCAGGACCGGCCAGACGUUAGCGGUGUCAUACACUCUCAAUUAUUCACCCAGUGCAGAAUAUUUCUCCAGAUAUCCAGUCAAGCAUCAGGAAACCCCAGAAGUCUCCCCCUCUGUUACUGUGGACCUUACACUGUCCUUAACCUGCAGUCCAGCAUGAAGAUCUGUGAAAUGGUUUACACUAUCAUAGAUUAUAAAUGUUUGGUGUAGCUUGUACACUUGCUCUGAACGCUAACAACCAUAAACAUUUGUUCUUUGGCUCAAGUAUCUACGCACAUCUCUGCCAUGAGCCAUCAAAAUCAUGUCAUUUUAAAUGGAUUUUUAUCUCCUUUAUAUUCUUGAUUUGAACAGGUUCUGUUCUAAUAAGUUUAUUACUGUGAUAUUUGUUUUAUAGUGCUUGUAACCUUUGUCAUUUGACCAUUUUUAUGUGUGUCUGUAAUUGAAUAAUUAUUAGUGCUAUUUAUUGUAAAUCAGACAUGAUAAUAUCAAAGUGAAGUUUAUUUUUCCUCUGUAUUCUGUAUCUCAAAAUUAAAAUAUAAUUCUGAGAGUCUGUGGAUGUAAUAUUGUACAUAUACUAUUCACUGUAUUUUUCAAAGCAUAAGUAAGCUGCAAGAUUUUUAACCUAUAUAGAGAAAUAACUAGAGCAAUAACAAUGUAAACAGUGAAACUAUUUUUGUUAUAAACCAGUGUGUUUUGUGCUUUUGACCAGCUUUUUUUCCUGUGCCCUUCAUCCCUGUAGUGUUGGGACUGUAACUUAUGCCUAAACUUAGUGCAUUAAAACAUCAGAUUUAUGACUUGC
Messenger RNA from Carassius auratus (goldfish), 3413 nucleotides. Its product is annotated as AMP deaminase 2-like. Gene Ontology annotation, cellular component: cytosol. Gene Ontology annotation, molecular function: AMP deaminase activity. The record is from RefSeq and is a predicted model, not a curated record. NCBI's taxonomy places the organism in Eukaryota, Metazoa, Chordata, Actinopteri, Cypriniformes, Cyprinidae. The coding region runs from base 184 to 2637 and encodes 817 amino acids. Gene Ontology annotation, biological process: IMP salvage; AMP metabolic process. The transcript is spliced from 19 exons.